UGUUGGCCCAAGCGCCGAAGGCUCACAGCGAUCCCUCAUGGCGGGGAGGGAGAAGAGGAGGCGCGCGGCGGUGCUCGACGACGACGACGAGCAGCGGCGAGUGCGGCGGCAGGAGGAAGCGGCAAUCCUCCUCCGCAGGAUCAGAGGCCUGGUGCGCUGGGUCGUCUCCGAGGUCGCUGCCGGCCGCUCCCCGUCCGUCGCGCUCCACCGCUACCAGAACUACUGCGCCUCCGCCGCCGCAUCCCCAUGCGCCUGCAGCUACGACGUCCCCGUCGGCACCGACGUCGUGUCCCUCCUCCACAGCAGGGACUCCCACACUUCCCGGCUCAAUGUGCUCCUCAGAGUUCUUCUCGUCGUGCAGCAGCUCCUGCAGCAGAACAAGCACUGCUCCAAGAGGGACAUCUACUAUAUGUACCCCUCCAUAUUCCAAGAACAAGCGGUUGUUGACCGUGGGAUCAAUGAUAUAUGUGUACUCUUUAAGUGCAGCCGGCACAAUCUCAAUGUGGUUCCUGUGGCAAAAGGUUUGGUGAUGGGCUGGAUAAGAUUUUUGGAGGGAGAAAAGAAAGUUAAUUGCAUAAUAAAUGUCAAUGCUGCCUUCUCUAUCCCAGUUAGCAUCGAAGAAAUAAAAGAUGUUGUUAGCGUUGCAGACUACAUUCUUGUUGUUGAGAAGGAGACAGUGUUUCAACGUUUGGCUAAUGAUAAGUUCUGUGAAAGGAAUCGCUGCAUUGUGAUUACAGGAAGAGGCUACCCAGAUAUUCCAACAAGAAGAUUCUUGCGCUACCUUGUUGAAGAGCUGCAAUUGCCAGCUUAUUGCUUGGUGGAUGCAGACCCUUAUGGUUUUGACAUUCUGGCCACCUAUAAAUUUGGUUCACUGCAAUUGGCGUAUGAUGCAAAUUUCCUACGUAUACCUGAUAUGCGGUGGCUUGGGGUCUUCACAUCUGAUUUUGAGGAUUAUUGCCUUCCAGAGUGCUGCCUACUUCACUUGUCAUCUGAAGAUAGGAGGAAAGCUGAAGGAAUUCUCUCGAGGUGUUACUUGCACAGGGAAGCCCCACAAUGGAGGUUGGAGUUAGAAGCCAUGUUGCAAAAGGGUGUCAAAUUUGAGAUUGAGGCAUUAUCUGCAAGUUCCAUUUCCUUUUUAUCAGAAGAGUACAUACCCCAGAAGAUCAAACAAGGAAGACAUAUAUAAGAUUGGUUAUACCUGUAUCUAUUUAGAAUUUUUCGUGUGGCAAGUCUUAUUUUGUUUUUGUCGCAAUAGCUUUAGUAACAUGUUUGGCACUCUGGUAGUUUAACCCCCUGCAAAUAUUUUUCUGCAACUGUUAAUAUGCCGUAAUGAUUCGGCGCUGUGUAGCUUUAUUUGGGGUUUAUUGCAUUACUAAUGGCCACAUUUUAGAAGUGAACACCUGUGUAGUCUACAACUAUGCACGCCUUGGUUCUGCCAGUUUAUCAUCCAGAAAGGUAGUGGCCAUGGUGAAAAGGCUAUAUUGCGGUUCAGAAAGAUGAAGAUGCACCGUGUGUUUGUUAACAACCUCACCAUUGUUGGUCUCUUAAGUGUCUGUGGCUCCUUACAAUCGCUUUAUCUUGGAGAGGAAUUGCAUGCUCAGAUAAUAAAGAAUUCUAUGGAAGUCAAUCUUCAAAGUGGGGGUACACUUGUUUGGUUCUACUGUAAAUGUGGAGAGUAUACAUAUGCUGCAAGAAUUCUUGAAGUGAUGCCGGGCCGUGAUGCAGUCUCAUGGACAGCUGUGAUUUCUGGCUACAAUAAUCUUGGUCAUAAUGUUGAAGCACUUAAAUCAUUACAUGAUAUGUUAUGUGAUGGUGUAAAACCAAAUACCUACACUUUACUCCUCUGCUCUGAAAGCUUGUGCAAAGUUGGAGGCGCUGCAAUAUGGAAGGAAGAUCCAUGGUUUUUGUUAAACAGACUCAAGAUUUCUCCAAUGUGUUUGUAGGAAGCUCACUUAUUGAUAUGUACAUGAGGUGUGGAAAAGUCAAUGAAGCCCGAAGAGUCUUUGACGCCAUGCCAGACCAUAACUUGGUAACAUGGAAAGUGAUUAUUACAGGAUUUUCUCAGAAUGGCCUCUGUGAAGAGGCUUUGAAGCACAUGUACCUAAUGCAGCAAGAAGGGCAUGAAGUUGAUGACUUUGUGCUCUCAACAGCUCAGACAUCAUGUGGAGAUCUUCAAUGGGAAUCCAUCUCCUUCUCUGGCUCAGUCGCUGGUUCAGUUUUCAGCUCGGCAUUAGAUUAGUUCUCCCAUGGCAAGAAUUUUGCAUGUAGAUUGGAUAUACCUCUAUCUAUCCAGAAUUAUGCAUGUCGCGAGUCUUACUUUGUUUUUGUCAUGCUAACUGUGGUCACAUGUUUAAUCAUAUUGUGUGACCCCUUUUGAGUUGGAUUUAACAGUUACGGGCACUCACCACUCUUGUAAUUUAACCCCCUGUAGUAUUUUUCUGCAAUGGUUUAUAUGACAGUGAUUUGUCUUAAGAACUGAGAAUACAAAUACCACCUUAAGAAUUGUGUAGUAGUUU
Molecule: messenger RNA, 2516 nt
Organism: Oryza brachyantha (malo sina)
Lineage: Eukaryota; Viridiplantae; Streptophyta; Magnoliopsida; Poales; Poaceae
Product: meiotic recombination protein SPO11-1
Exons: 15
Coding region: 38-1186 (382 amino acids)
Biological process (GO): reciprocal meiotic recombination; meiotic DNA double-strand break processing; meiotic DNA double-strand break formation
Cellular component (GO): nuclear chromosome
Molecular function (GO): DNA binding; DNA topoisomerase type II (double strand cut, ATP-hydrolyzing) activity; ATP binding
Source: RefSeq, a predicted model, not a curated record